AUGGGAAAGAAACGCUCUCAAAUCGAGAAGCUUCCCACCCCCGCUGCCCCCAAAGACGACGAGCCACCCACCCCUGUCUCCAAAGACGACGAGAAACUGAAACCGUCUUCUCCAAUUUUCGAAGACAAAGUGGGAGAUUCAUCCUCAGCUUCUUCUUCAUCUGAAGCAGCAGAAGAUGAUGAAUACGAGGAGGACACACCUUCCAAAAACUCAAUUCCACCUGCCAAACCUCAUCCCAAAACUGAAGACGAUUCAGACUCUGAAGACGAGGAAGAAACUGAUUCAGAAGAUGAACCAGCCCCAAAACUUAAAUCCCUCAACGCAAACUCAAAGCCUGUGGAUCAGAUCAAAUCAAAGGCCGACUCCAAACCCGCACUGGCCAGAUCUGGAAUCAAACGUCCUAUCGACAGCGAUCCCAAACAAGCAAAGAAGAGAAAAACCGCGGCUGAAAAAGAGCCGGAAGAGGACAACAAAAAGUCCGGUGAUGAUUCUAAGAGGUUGUUUCAGAGAGUCUUCACCGAGGAGGAUGAAAUGGCCAUUAUCAAAGGUAUAUAUGAUUACAUUACCGAAACAGGAAACGAUCCAUUCAAGUACCACACGGCUUUUUACGAGUUUGUGAAAAAGUCUAUUCAUUUCAAAGUUACACUGGAGCAGCUCAGAGAUAAGAUGCGGAGGCUGAAGCAGAAAUACCAGAAAUACGAGACUAAAGCCAAAGCCAAGAGUGGGAAGACUCCUAAUUUUUCGAAAGCUAACGACAGGAUAAUGUUUGAAUUCGGGCAAAAGAUUUGGGGUGGUAAACUCAAUGUUAAUGAAGCUGAAGAAAAGGGAAAACCUAAUGGGAAACUUUCCAAGAAGGAACCUGCUGCUAAGAAACCAAGAACAACUAAGAAAUUGGUUUUGGAACCGGAUUCGCCGCUGCCUGUUGUCAAGGAAACCAGGAAGGUGGAAAGUACUGAUACUGAGAAUCCCGGUUCUGGUUCGAGUCUGGCUUUGAAUGAACUGAUUCGUUUUGACGAGAGUGUAAGUGGCUCUGGGAAGACCUUGCAUGCGAUGAAGAGGGGAUUGGAGUUGUUGGGGGAAUCAAAGAAGGAAGAGUUCGGGAGAAGGUGGGAGAAGGUGCAGGUUGCUGAACUGGAGGUGUUUAAGAUGAGAGCUGAUUUAGCUGUGGAUCAGGCUAUAUCGAUAUUGAAUGCAUUGAAGUCAUCAUCAAGCGAUUAG
This is a messenger RNA of Lathyrus sativus (Indian pea), 1218 nucleotides long. The record is from the annotation of a GenBank genome assembly. Lineage: Eukaryota; Viridiplantae; Streptophyta; Magnoliopsida; Fabales; Fabaceae.